AAGUAAAAGCCUGAAAACGAAAAAGAAGAACGAAUGAGAACCCUCCCGACCAAAUAAAAACCCACAAAACCCUCCAUAUCGCGCUACCUUCCCUCCUUCCAUUUUCCCCUCUCUCUCUGUAGUUUGCUUCUUUACUUCUUCCUCUCAUCGAGCUGGGAUUUGAACCCUUUCGGCCGAAAACGCUCUCGGAAACCCUAAUCUCUCGACAGAGAUUGGGAGCCCUAAUUUAUUGCUCUCUCGCUCUCUGAAGUCUAAUUGGUGUUCUGCGAUUCCAGGGCGAAAUCCCUGCUCGCUUCCGCCAUUGAAGCUCGCAAGGUCCACCGGCCUGGUCUACUAUCGCGUGGGAAAUGGAGGGGGCUGCGGGGACGUACAAUUCUCGUACGGCAGAGGAGGUCUUCCGGGAUUUUAGAGGCCGGCGAGCUGGAAUGAUCAAAGCUCUCACCACCGAGGUUGACAAGUUCUACCAGCUAUGUGAUCCCGUCUUUAUACUUAAUGCCUUUGCAUUUCCGGAGAUCAUGGAUGGAGUUUUGCGUGGUAAAGAAGAAAAGGAGAACUUGUGUCUUUAUGGACUUCCCAAUGAGACCUGGGAAGUAAAUUUGCCUGCCGAGGAAGUUCCUCCAGAGCUUCCUGAGCCAGCAUUAGGAAUUAAUUUUGCCAGGGAUGGGAUGGAUGAAAAGGAUUGGCUGUCACUAGUUGCAGUUCACAGUGAUGCGUGGUUGUUGGCUGUUGCAUUCUAUUUUGGGGCUCGCUUUGGGUUUGACAAGGAGGCCAGGAGGCGGCUUUUCAACAUGAUCAAUAAUCUCCCCACCAUAUAUGAGGUUGUGACUGGAACUGCUAAGAAGCAAUCGAAAGACAAAACCCCUAACAGCAGUAGCAAGAGCAACAAAUCAAGCUCAAAGAUGCAGUCACGGCAGGCAGAGUCAAAGACCUUAAAGAUACCUCCCCCGAAAGAAGACGACGAGAGUGGAGAAGAGGAUGAGGAAGAGGAUGAUGAGGAGCAUGGGAACACGUUGUGCGGUGCAUGUGGGGACAAUUAUGCAAAUGAUGAAUUCUGGAUAUGCUGUGAUGUGUGCGAGCGAUGGUUCCAUGGUAAGUGCGUCAGGAUCACACCUGCUAGGGCUGAGCACAUCAAGCAGUACAAAUGCCCAGGAUGCAGCAACAAAAGGGCUAGAGCAUGAAAGCAUAGACAAGUAUCAUUGCAGAUGCAUUAGAAUAGGAAAACCAUUUCGGGAUGCAACAAUCAUUGGACCUGCAUGCCCAAGUCAGGCUUUUCUAGGUUUCAGGCGUAAUUUAAUUAAUUUCUCGUUCGGUAUGUUACUGUUAGUUACUGUCGUCUCUUUGGGUAAGAAUUCGGGUGUCAUGAGUGAUAUCUAAUGUUCUAAACUACAUUGUUGGAAGAAACAGAGUUAGGUGUGAGUUGUGGAGUGAACCUUUGCAAUUGAAGUCUUUUUUGUUUUCUUUUCGCGCAUUUGAUUGCACUUGAUGUAUUAAUUAAUCUCUUUUUCUUCUGCU
Molecule: messenger RNA, 1512 nt
Organism: Elaeis guineensis (African oil palm)
Lineage: Eukaryota; Viridiplantae; Streptophyta; Magnoliopsida; Arecales; Arecaceae
Product: PHD finger protein ALFIN-LIKE 8
Biological process (GO): regulation of DNA-templated transcription
Cellular component (GO): nucleus
Molecular function (GO): histone binding; transcription coregulator activity; transcription cis-regulatory region binding
Source: RefSeq, a predicted model, not a curated record